Rana temporaria (common frog) is the source of this 3724-nucleotide messenger RNA. It is a transcript of the gene ERN1, whose product is annotated as endoplasmic reticulum to nucleus signaling 1. Gene Ontology annotation, cellular component: IRE1-TRAF2-ASK1 complex. The record is from RefSeq and is a predicted model, not a curated record. Gene Ontology annotation, biological process: IRE1-mediated unfolded protein response; intrinsic apoptotic signaling pathway in response to endoplasmic reticulum stress; protein phosphorylation. Lineage: Eukaryota; Metazoa; Chordata; Amphibia; Anura; Ranidae. The transcript is spliced from 22 exons. The coding region runs from base 102 to 3017 and encodes 971 amino acids. Gene Ontology annotation, molecular function: RNA endonuclease activity; ATP binding; protein serine/threonine kinase activity.
UGUAUGACGUAGCGGAGGAGGCGGGGUGUGGGCGGUGCGGAGUCAGGAAGAGGGCGGAGUUUGUGGUCGGUAAUGGAGGAGAGCGGAGUCGGUGUCCGGUGAUGGGGUUCCCGGUUCUCCUCACAUUCCUCCUCCUCUGCCUGACGGGCGGUGGAGGGAGCAGCACGGUGUCUCUCCCGGAAACGCUGCUCUUCGUCUCCACCUUGGAUGGAAGUCUUCAUGCCGUCAGCAAGAGGACCGGAACUAUCAAGUGGACAUUGAAAGAAGAUCCGGUGCUCCAGGUCCCCACACAUGUGGAAGAGCCGGCCUUCCUUCCUGAUCCCAAUGAUGGAAGUCUCUACACCCUGGGCAGUAAGCACAGCGAGGGGCUGACGAAGCUUCCCUUCACUAUCCCAGAGCUGGUCCAGGCCUCUCCAUGUCGCAGCUCGGAUGGAGUCCUGUAUAUGGGGAAGAAGCAGGACGUUUGGUACGUUGUUGAUCUGGUGACGGGGGAGAAGCGGCAGACUCUGACCUCGUCCUUCGCAGAGAGUGUCUGUCCGUCCACCACACUGCUGUACCUGGGCAGGACAGAGUAUACAAUCACCAUGUAUGACACGAAGAAUAAGGAACUGCGCUGGAACGCCACCUACUAUGACUACGCCGCCCCCCUGCCUGACGAGGGCACGGAUUACAAAAUGUCGCACUUUGUAUCCAAUGGGGACGGUCUGGUGGUGACGGUGGACAGUGAUUUGGGGGACGUCCUGUGGAUCCAGAAUUACGCCUCUCCGGUGGUGGCGCUCUACAUCUGGCAGAGGGAAGGUCUCCGGAAGGUUCUACACACCAACGUGGGGGUGGAGACGCUGCGCUAUCUCACCUUCAUGUCCGGGGAGGUGGGCCGUAUCACCAAGUGGAAGUAUCCCUUCCCCAAAGAAACCGAGACCAAAAGUCAACUGAUGCCGACUCUGUAUGUGGGCAAGUAUUCCAGCAGCCUCUACGCCUCGUCCUCCCUGGUGCAUGAAGGGGUCACCGUGGUGCCCAGAGGAAGAGCCAUCCCCCUGCUGGAUGGACCCACCAGAGAUGGGGUGACCAUAGAGGAGAACGGAGAGUGUGAGUUCACCCCCAGCACCGAUCUGAAGACUCUCCCUGGGGGGAAAGGGAAAGACAAGCUGAGUUACUGGAGGAACCAUUGGCUGUUAAUAGGACAUCAUGAAAUCCCACUGUCUGCCCCGACCAAAAUCCUGGACACCUUCCCAUCCACCCUCCCCCGGGGAGGGGAGAACGUCAUAGAGACCGCCCGGGACAAAGCACGCUUCAAUGAGGAGGUGUUGGGGAUGGUGGAGGACCCCCCAGAACAGCUGCCCCCGCCCUACGCUCAGGAAAUCUCUGACAUAUCGAAGCCAUUCCUGCCCAAGCCAGAGGCUCCGGUGGACUCGAUGCUGAAGGACCUGGCCACCAUCAUCCUCAGCACUUUCCUCCUGGCGGGAUGGGUAGCCUUUGUCAUCACAUAUCCUAAGACCGUCCAGCAGCAGCAGCAGUUGCAGCACCAGGAGUUUCAGAAGCAGCUGGAGGAGAAGAUCCAACUUCUUCAGGUUCAGCACGCCCCUUUCCAGCCCGCCGAGGUGACGACCGAUGGAGACUAUCUGGAUAUGACUGGCAUGCGGUGUGAGAGCUCAGCGAAUAGCACCCCCAACAUGUCCCCGAAGGCCUCCAACCACUCGCUGCACUCCAAUCUGUCCGUGUCCGAGGUCGGCAGUGUCACCUCCAUGGAGCAGGAGGACGGAGAUGAUGAUGUGAUGGUGGGCAAGAUCUCCUUCAACCCCCGAGAGGUCCUUGGUCAUGGAGCAGAGGGGACCAUCGUCUACAGGGGGCACUUUGAUAACAGAGAUGUGGCGGUGAAGAGGAUCCUGCCCGAGUGUUUCAGUUUUGCGGAUCGAGAAGUUCAACUGCUGAGAGAAUCUGAUGAGAAUCCCAACGUCGUCCGUUACUUCUGUACAGAGAAAGACCGCCAGUUCCAGUAUAUCGCCAUAGAGCUGUGUGGCGCCACCCUACAGGAGUACGUAGAAGAGAAGGACUUUGAUCGGCACGGCCUGGAACCCAUCACCCUCCUGGAGCAGACCAUGUCCGGCCUGGCCUACCUCCACUCCCUGAACAUCGUGCACCGCGACCUGAAGCCACACAACAUCCUCAUCUCCAUGCCCAACGCUCACGGCAGAGUGAAGGCCAUCAUCUCUGACUUCGGUCUGUGCAAGAAGCUGGCGGUGGGAAGACACAGCUUCAGCCGGAGAUCCGGGGUUCCUGGUACUGAGGGAUGGAUCGCCCCAGAAAUGCUGAGUGAAGAUUUCAAGGAGAACCCUACUUAUACCGUGGACAUCUUCUCUGCCGGCUGCGUCUUCUACUACGUGGUCUCAGAGGGGAAACACCCUUUUGGCAAGUCCCUGCAGCGGCAAGCCAACAUUCUACUGGGAGCUUCGAACCUGGACUGUCUGAGCCUUGACAACCACGAAGACCUUGUAGCACAUCACCUGAUCCAGCAGAUGAUUGACAAGGACCCUCAGACACGCCCGUCCGCCCCGGCCGUCCUGAAACAACCGUUCUUCUGGAGCCUGGAGAAGCAGCUCCAGUUCUUUCAGGACGUCAGCGACCGAAUAGAGAAAGAGGCUCUGGAUGGAGCGAUCGUCAGACAGCUGGAGAGAGGAGGAAGAGACGUGGUGAAGCUGGACUGGAGGGAGCACAUCACCCUUCCACUGCAGACAGAUCUCAGGAAGUUCCGCAGUUACAGGGGCCGAUCGGUGAGGGAUCUUCUGCGGGCGUUACGUAAUAAGAAACAUCACUACAGGGAAUUGCCGCCCGAGGUGCAGGAUACUCUGGGGAGCGUCCCUGACGACUUUGUCCGCUAUUUUACCUCCCGAUUUCCAGGACUUUUGCUGCACACUUACCUUGCCAUGCGCCUUUGUAGGCACGAGAGACUGUUUCACCCCUAUUACACCCAGGACUCCUCGGAGCCGGCACUCGGCUCGCAGCCCCCGGAUGAGGCGUGAAAUGUGCGCCGAUUUCUGGUCAGGGCCCCCCGUGGGGCGAAGACAUUGCAGAGUGCCUUAGACUGCCCUCCCUUGGCUCGCCUGUAGAGGGCGGCGCACGCUGGGUGUGGGAGGAGAGUCCUUCCUUGCGGCGCCAUCUCUUGGUAUUAUUUCAUAUUGCACUAUGGAAAGGGUAGCUCCUCCUGGGAGGGGCUUUGCGCUAUUGGGGGGCGGGCACAGACGGGAAGCGGUGAGGUUUUUAUUCAUGAAGUGUCGGCCCCUGGGGGUCAGCCAACGCUUGCUCAGGUUUUAUGGGUGGAGGUCGGUGUUCUACCCAGAAUCCUCCGUGUCAGGGGGGCGGGGUUACCUGUGGUACUUCCUGUACGGUUUAUUAUCGGUAUUUAUACGGAGGGCCCCGGAGCCCCUCCCUCUGCGGAGAAGAAGAAGAAGAUUUUCUGUUUUAUUGACUUUUAUUUUUUUAAGCUUUUUUUAUUGAUAAGGAAACUCGGGAAACGGAAAUAUUUUAUAUUUUUUAUUCAGUGAAGCUCGACCAACCCGGAGGAGGAUCCUUUAUUUCCAGAGAAGUGAGCUCAGCCAAUGAGAGGCGAGAUGACUGGGAAUAAAGAUCCGGGUCCUCAUGGAUCGAGCCGAUUGUCAGGCCGGACUUGGGUCAGUUUUGCCGGGAAUAAUCGGAGUUUGUGAAUUAAAGAUGAUUUUUGUCUCGGAAA